Xyrichtys novacula (pearly razorfish) is the source of this 5446-nucleotide messenger RNA. Lineage: Eukaryota; Metazoa; Chordata; Actinopteri; Labriformes; Labridae. The record is from the annotation of a GenBank genome assembly.
GUUAAACCAGGAAAUGGGAAGAACCGGUCGUGAUAUUUUUUUUAGUUAGGAUUUAUACGUUUUUUUAACUGCAUUUAUAUGAUAAUAAUGAUAUAAAUUGCUCAAAAUAUGGACUGUCACCAAUGAGUCGAGGGUAACAGUUUCUGAGACACCAUGUGGAAGGUUCCUCCCUGUACACAGAAGAAAUUAAAGAAAAAAACCAAGGAAGUGGCCAGGUUUGUUACUUAAAGUGACAGUUUUAUUCUUCAUUCAUAAAUACUAUGCGUAUACAUGUGGCGUAAAGUGGUUAUUUUGUCUUUUAGAUGCAGGUUUAUCCUCAUCCUUCCUUCAAACAGCUCUGUUAAUCCUGCACGAGACGUUAGUCUUAUCAAGCCAGCUAACAAGCUAGCAACGUUAGCCUGAGUGCUAACCCCAAUUAAAUAGCGAAUUAUCUUGUGUUUCCUUCUCUUUAAUGCUGUACUCCCUCUUCUCUGGAUCGUGUUUUUGGUUGUCAUUGGUUUUUUUUACUGUGUUUUUCUAUUUUUGACACAAAUUAGCUAGGUUGAUAACAUAAGCUAAUUAGUUCAGUCGCUCUGUGUUCAGUGAAGUCCUCGUCCUUAAACGCAUCACCGUCUGCUUUAACUGCACCUUAUAAUUUACAUUUUCAUUACCCCGCCUUGCUAUUUGCUACUUGUUGCAGUUUCUGAAAGUUCCUAGUGACAAGUUUGAUAUAUAGCAGAAUGUGACUGCACACCUGGAUUUAUAAUAGGGGAGAGUGGGGUAAGUUGAGCCAAGGGUAAGUUGAGCCACCUCCUGUUGCUUGGAAAUGGUAAAAGAAAUUGAUCAUGUGACCAAAUAUUUGGAGAUGGGCAUCAAUUCAUGGAGUCUGUGAAAGUUAGAAGCACAUAGAUACACUCAUUCUGUUGGUUUGCAGGGAUGCACAACAACUUGAAAUAUAUGCAGAUACACUAGUUAGAGACAAAACUAUGAUUGACUUGAUGUAGCGAUCCAAAAUAUGAAAAAUGGCUCAUCUUACCCCACUCUCUCCCCUACUGGAAAUAUAAAGAUGCCUUUACUAUUUUGGCGCAGGUUGGUAUUGAUCAUCAGAAGGAUGAUGGUGCAGAUGGUAUUUCGAAAUUAAAAAUCACUUGAUGCAUGUUUGAAUCUAUGUUUCCUUUUUGUCUCAGAUGGGGAAUUUGAGUCUGUCACAAGGAUAGUGCGCUCCGGUUGACUGGAGAGGAUGCUGCUCUAUGCCAGGGCAAGGAACACUGGGACAGAGAGAGCCCUGGUGACCAAAGACCAAGCCAGUUGCUGGGUUCUCAGAAGAAGAGGAAAAAUAUGUGCAUUGUCUUCACCGAGUUUGCAAGAUAGUAGAGGAAGAAAGUAACAUAUUGAAGUUUGUCAUUGCAUUUCAGGAACUCAACAGCCAAAAUAUUACUCAUAAUCUUGCUGCGAAAAGAUGAACUUCCUGUCAUCCUUUGUGACAUUUGAGAACCUCCAUGAGGUUCGAAGAUUGUGCCACUGGGGUCCAAUCAUAGCCCUGUCUGUCAUUGCCAUAUGCUCCACAAUGGCAGUUCUGGAUUCGAUCAUCUGGUACUGGCCACUAGAUACUACUGGUGGUAGCAUUAACUUCAUCAUGCUCCUCAACUGGACUGUUCUCAUCCUUUACAACUACUUCAAUGCUAUGUUUGUUGGACCUGGAUACAUCCCUCUUGGCUGGAAACCGGUAAGAAUCCUCAGUCUUCAUCAUGCUUCCUUUUCUCACUAAGUUUUUUGGAAUGGAAAUGAUGCAGAUUUCUUGUUCAAAAAGAUAAAAUUGUCAAUAUGGGGUUGAGUAUAAUGACCAAGGAGGACGAAUUUAUCAUAAAGCUGAAAAGUAAAGUUGAAAAAAAAUUAAUCAUAGCUGGUUAAAUCACAAAAUGUCACUUAUUUGUCGAUAUUAAAACAGGAGAAUCAGCAAGAGACCCAGUACUUACAGUACUGCAGAGUGUGCCAAGGAUUCAAGGCCCCCAGAUCACACCACUGUCGCAAGUGUAACAGGUAACUACACCAAAUACUAAAGUAAAACAAUUGUGGCUUAAAGGGAACAAAAGUGAACUAAAAUAUAACUACAGUAGCUUGAAAGUCAGAGGUAUGUUUCUAACUAGAACUGGCUUGUGUGGUGAAAGGAUUCAGUGUGACUUGCUCAUGAACUUGCUCGUCUCACAUGUCCCCCCUAACAACCAGUCAGGUCCCCCAGCACUCCUCUCCUCCUCUGCCUCCCCUUCUGACAGGUGCGUGAUGAAGAUGGACCACCACUGCCCUUGGAUAAACAACUGCUGCGGCCACUUGAACCAUGCUUACUUCACCAGUUUCUUGCUGCUGGCUCCGCUGGGCUGCUCACACGCUGCCAUCAUUUUUAUAAUGACCAUGUACACACAGCUAUAUGAGAGGGUCAGUUGUCUCUUUGCCAUAUGGCAUUAUGUCCAUUAUCACAAAAGCUUUUCUCUAGAACAUUUGGCCCCAGUGGUACAACACUUAAACCUGUUUUCUUCCCCUCUCACUGCAGAUAUCAUUCGGGUGGAGCACUGUUAAGAUUGACAUGAGCGCUGUGCGUCAGUUUCAGCCCCUCAUGCCCUUCAGUGUGCCCGCCUUCGCUGCCACACUUUUUGCCUUAGGCCUGGCACUGGGCACCACUAUUGCUGUUGGCAUGCUUUUCGUCAUACAGGUAUGUUUUCAUUCACGUGUCAUGUUUACACAUGCAGUUUUCAAGGGAAUGUGACUUUUGGCACUAGCCUUACAAAUCCAAAAUACGAAACUGAGGAUUUCACAGCACCUGCAGCGAACUUCAUAGUAUCUUGUGGCAAUUAUUAAAGAUUAUGUGGUUUACUGCAUUUCAGAAACCUUUGAUUUGUGUGUUAAAUGAACCACCAACUUCCUUAUAAAUGUGUCAUCUUGUGUUUCAAACUGCAUAUAGUGUAUUUGCGCAUGCAAACUAAAGACUAACUUCUGCAUAACCUCACUGUUUCCUUAUCAGAUGAAAGUCAUCCUUCGAAAUAAAACCUCGAUCGAGUCCUGGAUCGAGGAAAAGGUCAGGAUGUUUCCUCUGUGACAUUUUUUGACUUUUGUAUAAUGUACCAUUUAGUUUCCAUUGUUUGAUUUUAUAGUAAAUGUUGAACUAAACUAUACUAUCAUGGUAUUUUUAUUGUCACAAUAUUGAGGGAUUCAUAAUAAACAUAUUCUCAAAUCUACAUUAUAAAAAUCUUUAUAUUCAAAUGCCAUGUUUAGGGCCUGUGUCCACUGACAACCUUUUUUUUGCAAUAGCAGCUCCCAUAUACUCAUAUUUAUAGGGUGCUUCUAAACUAAUCUUCCUGUUGCUACAUCAUGAAAGUUGUGUCGCUGCACUCCCCCCUCUCUCAGUCAUUUGCUUUUAUAUCUGAUUUAUAUUGCUCUGUAGUAUUAUUUACUUUUAUCUAAAGAAAUAUUACUAAGAAAAAAAUGAAACAUGACAUGGUGUUAGCAACAGUUCUAGUCCUGGGCACUGAACCAUUUUACAAGAAAAGGUGUUUGGUUAGUUUCUCCUUUGCCAUUCCUGCUGAUAGAAAGUUAAAUUAUUUAGAGCACCAAUGCAAGACACAGUUGAUGCAGAGGGCACUUUGGCACUUAGGAUGCUGAGCAGAGAGAAGCCAAACUGCACUGGUUUUGUACAGAAAGCAGGCACUCCCAGCACCAAAGCACUGUCAGUGGAAACAGGCCCUUAUUGCAAACAAUUUAGUAUAGUGGUUACAGAAAUUUGAUACCCUUCCACCUGUGCAAACACAAUGGCACCCACACACACACUCAUUUCUCUUGUGUUUUCUAGGCCAAAGACAGAAUACAGCACUACCAAACUGGGGAAGAGUUCAUCUUCCCAUACGACCUCGGCAGUCGCUUGUCAAACUUCAAGCAAGUUUUCACAUGGUCAGGGACGCCCAGGGGUGAUGGCAUGGAGUGGCCAGUCCAUCCCAAGUGUCACCAGCACACCUUAACUGUAGGUCUUUGUUUGUUUUUUAAUCAGCUGUUCUUAUAGUGAAAGUGUAAGAUUUCUUAACAUUUCAACCAGUGAUUUAUCUCUAGUUUAUACAGAGUGUAGAAGGAGUUAUUUAGUUAAAUGUGUAAAUACAAAUAAAGGUCUCAACUUUGCCUUUAAUUCUUUUGUUGUUGUUCUUCAAACAGAUAGAGCAACUGAAACAAAAAGCUGACAAAAGAGUACGAAGUGUAAGUACCAAAGUCAUACUGUGCCAUCCAUGUCGUGUUGACCAAAAAUCUAACUGUGAAAUUAUAUUUAAAAAUUAUAAAGCUAUUAAAAGUUUGAGUGAAGAUUACUGUCAUACCAGUAGAAUAAUCAGAUUUAUUAUUUUUGUCUCGGCCAGCAGGUUCAGUACCGAGCAGUAGAGGACUACAAUGGAGCUUGCUGCCCCGUAAGCAAAGGUCUCCAAACCUUCUUCAGAACUCCAUGCACUGAGGAGCCCAGGAUCCCCUUAAAAAAGGGGGACACCAUCCUGGCCACUCGUGGGACAAAGUAAGUGAAGUUAGGCUGAACAGAAAACAUAUUUGUUUGUCUACAAGUUUGCGUCUCAUUGAAGAUUAAUUGUUAAUCCAUCUGUCAGCUAAAACAUCACUUUCUCUCCCAUGGAUUUUUUUUCUUUUUAGAUGGUGGAUGUACGGAGACAAAGCUUUGAGCGAGGAGCAGAUAAAAGGUGUGACAGGAUUUUUUUCUGUGCUCAAGUUAACCAAACUUUUAUGUCAAAAAUGUGUGAAAGCAUCUUUCUUUCUGUUUUAAUUUACAGCGGGGGAUCGUGUAAGAGGAUGGUUUCCAAGGAGAUGUGUUGAGAAGUGCCAUUAUGACACAGCUGCCAGUGAAAGCACCAGCGAUAAGAAAGUGAAUUAAUAUAUUUGAGCAAGUUGUAUGUAGAACAGGGGAGUUAAACUGAACAAAAGGUGUCUGUCUAUAUAAACAUUUAUCCACUGAAGAUGUCAUGCCUGAUGCUAUAGGCUCCUUAUCCAGAGAACCACAAUGAUCCAAAUUCUUCACACAUUUCAAUUCCAACCUUUAUAUCAAGAUUGUUUUUCUGAGUCUUACUGAGCAUCUUGCUGUCAAAUUUUGUGUUGACUAGGACUGCAAAAUUCUGUCAGAUACAGUUUGACUACUCUGACCAAAUGUAAAAUCCAGCAAGAGUCUUACUUUCCCAGAAUUGCCACCAGGCUUUAAUGUGACUUUAUUGUGAUUCUAUAACUUUUUACUUGAAUCUGUUGUUUCUAGUUGUGUUGAUGUCCUUUUUUUGCUAAAUAUGCAAUGCCUCUGCCCAGCUAACCCCAGGGCCCCAUCAUGCAAUUCUUUCUACAGUACUGAGAUUACACUUAAUUCCUUUUUUUUAUUAUUUUUGUAAAAACAAAUUGUUGGUCUCAAAGUAUAAGUUGGAAAUUAAAAAAUGUUCUGGUACAGUGG